AUGGCCGGCAAUCUCUCCACCCUCAGCUCCGCAGCCCCGCCCAGGGCUCGCCUCCGAGGCGUGGUGUUCGACAUGGACGGAACCCUAACGGUCCCCGUCAUCGAUUUCGCGGCAAUGUACAGAGCUGUGCUCGGCGAGGACGAGUACGUCAGAAUCAAGGCCGAGAGCCCUUCUGGGAUUGAUAUAUUGCACCACAUUGAGACUUGGAGCCCCGAGAAGCAGCGAAAGGCGUAUGAUAUUAUUGCCGAUUACGAGAGCCAGGGGCUCGAUCGCCUCCAGAUCAUGCCUGGUGCAGCAGAACUUUGUGGUUUUCUAGAUUCUAAGAAUAUAAGGAGGGGGUUAAUCACACGCAAUGUCAAGGCCGCAGUAGAUAUAUUUCAUGAACGGUUCAGGUUGACAUUUUCUCCAGCUCUGAGCAGGGAAUUUCGACCUUACAAACCGGAUCCAGCUCCACUACUGCAUAUAUGUUCAGCUUGGGAAGUUAAACCCAGUGAAAUAAUGAUGGUUGGAGAUUCCCUUAAAGAUGAUGUGGCUUGUGGGAAGCGAGCAGGAGCUGUUGCAUGCUUGCUUGAUGAAAGUGGGAGGUAUGACUCUCCAGAAUACACCAACGUCGAUUUCAAACCAGAUUUCAAGGUGUCUUCCCUAAUGGAAGUUCACUCGCUGUUGGAAGCACAUUUUGACCUGUCACCUUGA
Molecule: messenger RNA, 693 nt
Organism: Prunus armeniaca (apricot)
Lineage: Eukaryota; Viridiplantae; Streptophyta; Magnoliopsida; Rosales; Rosaceae
Source: the annotation of a GenBank genome assembly